Molecule: messenger RNA, 807 nt
Organism: Dentiscutata heterogama
Lineage: Eukaryota; Fungi; Glomeromycota; Glomeromycetes; Diversisporales; Gigasporaceae
Source: the annotation of a GenBank genome assembly
UGUAUCCGUGCAACACCACAAGUUACUGAUAUGUCAGACGAAGAAAAAAGGAUUGUAGAUAAAGUACUUUUCAAAAAAAGUCUCAAAAUUCAGACGAAUAGAAUUCCGAAUAAUAGUCGAAUAAUUAAAACGAAUGUUCUCGUUGAUAUUGGAAAGACGGCAGGUAAUUCAACUCUCAAUUUUCCAUCACCAUUGCUUAGGGCUACAUACCUUCAAGAUCGUUUUGGUUACGUUACACGGUCUACGUCGCCACCCAAGACAUUUGAAGACUUCAUAAAAUCUGUAUUCGCAAAAAUGAACCCAAAAAUAUUACAAAACAGCAAAGGAAAAGGUGAAAACGGCCGUCUUUUCGAGCGCGUAUGGCAGAUGGAAUUUUAUCGUGCCUCAUUACAAAUUCUUCCUGAUGAUAUUUAUCCUUCGGUUGAUGUUGGGAAAGUGUUUAGAUCAAAGGGGUAUGUGGAUUUUUAUAUAAAUGAUAAACGUAACUGGGCUAUCGAACUGUUACGUGAUAGAGAAAAGUUGAAUGAACAUAAAAAAAGGGUUCAGGAAGUCGGUAUAUAUAAUCCUAUUCUUAAACAUACGAAACAAUGGGCUAUAAUUGAUAUUCGAAAUUGUAAAAUGAAAGCUCCAGAGCCAGAAAAACGGGAAAAAAAUGAUAUUUAUGUUAUUUGUUCUGAAAACUUCGAAUUUGUUCAAAUAAUGUAUCCUGAUGGAACUAAUGAGGAUGUUCGGUUACUAGGCGAAGAAAAUUUACUUGAUCAUGACAUAUCGGAAUUUUCAGACGAUUCAAUGGAAAUUUUUGACUAA